Oryzias latipes (Japanese medaka) is the source of this 2338-nucleotide messenger RNA. Lineage: Eukaryota; Metazoa; Chordata; Actinopteri; Beloniformes; Adrianichthyidae. The record is from RefSeq and is a predicted model, not a curated record.
GCUUCCUGGCUGCAUUCAGAACUGGUUUGAAACUGGAGCCGGUUGGACUUCAGGGACUCCAAGCGGUUCCAAAAAUCCAGAGGAAGAAGUCAAAGAAAGAACAGCUGCAUUUGUGUCAGAGGGGUGAAGGAGGAAGGUGUGUGUGAGCUGAUGUGGAUCCAGUGAAUCCAGCAGCAUGGAUCAGUGGGAGGAACCACAGGAGGGAGCCCCUCCCUCUAGAAGCAGAGACGGUAACCAUGACAACCAGAGCAAAGCUCAGAGGAACCAACCUGGACCUGGAUCUGGAUCCAGCUGGGGGUCCUUCAGGAGUGACAGAUCAAAGGAUGUUAAUCCAGACUUCAAAGACAUCAGUCCAGGAGUGGAACAAGGUCAACAGGUCACACAGAGAGUCCAGUCUGCAGCCUCCAGCUGUGGAUCCAUGAAGAGUGACCAGUCCAAAGAUCAUCCUCCAGAGUUCAGAACUGAACCAGGACCUUCAGACUCACAUGUCCACAGAGAGAAGAAGAGGAGCGGACCCCAGUCUGCAGAAAGACCCAGAGCUGCAGAUGUUGGUCUGCAGGAGAUGUUUGGAGAACAUCAGAUCAGUCUGAGGAGCAGAAGUGAACAUGUGGCUGAAGGAACUGAAGAAGCAGGAAGAGAAACGCUCCUCAACAGGGUCUACACUGAGCUCUACAUCACAGAGGAACUGAGACCAGAGGCUCACACCCAACAUGAGGUGAUGCAGCUGGAGACCACCACCAAGACCAACCAGCUCCAUGACACUGCAAUCAAGAACCCAGACAUCUUCAAAGUCCUCCCUGACCAACACAGAUCCAUCAGAGUGGUUCUGACCAGCGGAGUUGCUGGAGCUGGAAAAAGCUUCUCAGUGCAGAAGUUCACUCUGGACUGGGCCGAGGGCUUGGAGAACCAAGACAUCAGUGCUGUGGUUCCUCUGUCCUUCAGGGAGAUGAACUUGAUCAGAGAUGAGCAGCACAGUCUUCUCACUCUGAUCCAGCUGUUCCAUCCAACACUCCAGAAGAUCCCAGCAGAACAGCUGUCUGUCUGCAAACUUCUGUUCAUCUUUGAUGGUCUGGAUGAAAGCAGACUUUCUCUGGACUUCAACAACAGUCCGGUGGUGUCUGAUGUCACACACAAGUCCUCAGUCAACGUGCUGCUCACUAACCUCAUCCAGGGACGUCUGCUGCCCUCAGCUCUGGUCUGGAUCACUUCCAGACCUGCAGCAGCCAAUCAGAUCCCUCCUUCAUGUGUGGACAGACUGACAGAAGUCCGAGGCUUCAAUGAUGCUCAGAAGGAGGAGUACUUCAGGAGGAGGUUCCCAGAUGAAGAGCUGUCCAGCAGAAUCAUCUCCCACAUCAAGGGCUCCAUGUCCCUCUACAUCAUGUGUGAAGUUCCAGUCUUCUGCUGGAUCACUGCUGUGGUUCUGGAGAACCUGCUGCCCACAGAGCAGAGAGGAGAGCUGCCCACCACCCUGACUGACAUGUACUCCCACUUCCUGAUGGUCCAGACAAAGAGGAAGAAGAACAAGUACCAGCAGGAACAUCAGAGAAGUCCACAAGAGCUGACAGAGACUGACAGGGAAGUUCUUCUGAAGCUGGGGAGGCUGGCAUUUGAACAUCUGGAGAAAGGAAACAUCAUGUUCUACCAAAAAGACCUGCAGCAGUGUGGUCUGGAUGUCACAGAGGCCUCAGUUUACUCUGGAGUUUGUACUGAGAUCUUCAGAAGAGAGUGUGGGAUCUUCCAGAAACUGGUCUACAGCUUUGUUCAUCUGAGCGUUCAGGAGUUUCUGGCUGCAGUCUACAUGUUCCACUGUUACUCCAACAGGAAGGUAAAGGUCAUUGAGGACUUCCUGAAGAACAACAUGGAGAACCCAUCCCUGGAUGAGUUUCUGAGUAGAGUCAUGAAGAAAUCUCUGCAGAGUCAAACUGGACACCUGGACCUGCUGGUUCGCUUCCUUCAUGGUCUCUCUGUGGAGUCCAACCAGAGACUCUUAGGAGGCCUGCUGGGUCAGACAGAGAAGAAUCCAGAAACCAUCCAGAGAGCCAUCAACAACCUGAAGAAGAUCAACAGUGAAGGAGUCUCUCCUGACAGAAGCAUCAACAUCUAUCACUGUCUGAUGGAGAUGAAGGACCUCUCAGUUCAUCAGGAGAUCCAAGAGUUCCUGAAGUCAGAGAAAAAAUCAGAGAAGGAACUCUCAGAGAUCCACUGCUCAGCUCUGGCCUACACUCUGCUGAUGUCAGAGGAGGUUCUGGAUGAGCUGUACCUGAACCAGUACAACACAUCAGAUGAGGGUAAACGGAGACUGAUCCCAACUGUGAAGAACUGCAGAAAGUUCAUGUGA